CAGUUAGAAAAUGCACAAGAAUCAUGUCAGCGGUUUCUGGACCCUCCUUAUGAUGAAAUGUUUGCUGCACAUCUCAGGUUUAUAUAUUCAACAUUCGUUCCUGAUUGUCAGUAUCCGGUAGCUCAGUAACUGUCACAUGAUUUCAGCUUCUGGAACAAUUAUUAUUUGUACCAAAGCUCGGUGCAAACUCCCAGCGCAAUCGGUAAAGUCCAAUGCAAUCCAAUGCAGGUCAGUCAUAUGCAGUUUAUUGCAGUCUAUGCAAUGCAGUCCAAUUCAGUACAAUACAGUCCAAUUCAGUACAAUACAGUCCAAUGCAAUGCAAUGCAGUGCAGUCCAAUGUAAUGCAGUCCAGUCCAAUGCAUUGCAGUCCAACCAGUGCAAUUAAAUACAUUGCAGUCCAAAGCAGUGCAGUCCAGUGAAGUGCAGUAUGCAGUCCAAUGCAGUUCAGGGCAGUGCAGUAUAGCGUGUAGAGGCCGGUUGUACAUCGGUAACGAAGGAGUUUAUUAUUCUGAUUUGAAAUACCAGAAAGUGACGUAAUAUAUGGUGAUUUAAAGUGACGAUUACAAAUACAGUAACAAACCAGUGAAUCAGUAUUUGAAGGAAAAUUCAAUGCGAAUUCGAAAGUUGACUGAGUUUGUGGAGGUUUAUACCCGUGAUAUGAAAACAUGAUAUUGUACUCAUUUGGAUGUACUGUAUGGAGUUUUUCUUCUUUUGUUUAGAGCCUUAUGGGCCAUGAAUAAAAAAGAUAUUACCGAAGCAUUCGCUUGUCAAGCAGUCGUAGUUCAAGUAUCCUCUGAUAUUAAUAGCAGUAUCGUGUUUUAUAAAUUACUGAAGCAUAAAUAUUAUCAAGAACUAGUACCAUGUAGAUUAACUGAAUAACGUACACAACAGUGGCGGACACCUCGAGAAAUAUUGAGGAGGGGGCAAAUUAUGUUGCCAACAUAUGACCAUGGUUGAUUAUUACGGCUUUGUUACACAGUUGGGGGCAGUGUCCGCCACACUGUCUGCUUCAAUAUUGCUGACAUGCAAAUUUUCUAGUAAAAACUACGUUCACAAGAGACCAGAGGAUCGGAAUCGUACGCAAAUUCGUCCGGUUCCAUUUUCUCACACGGGAAUUCGGCAGGUUAUCUGCAGUGUUUGUGAAUACGUCCCGUGUGAAUAUAUAGGUGAGAGCCAGCCUAGACCUGAGGCCUGUACUCGGCAGGUGGCAGUUGAUUUGUAGGAUAAUCAACUUCUAUUUCUCGUUUUGGAGCCCCAGAACGGUAAGAAAAAUCAAAAGGUUUAGGAAAGGGUCUAGGCGUGGUGAGAGCCGUGCAAGUGUGAGCACGGUUCCAAACUUGUUUGCUCUCUUAAAGGGAAGCUAUAAUCUAUAAUAUAUAAAAAUUUAGGAUGUACAGCUAUUUCAAUUAAGGUUGUCCCCCGAGCAAAGCGGAAAAGUCGAAUACGAGCGCAAAGGCUGCUGGGAAUCGCUAAUAAAUUCAUUUAUUAGCGAUUCCCAGCAGUCUUUCGCGCUCGUAUUCGACUUUUCCGCUUAGCUCGGGGACAACCUUAAUUGAAAUAGCUGUAUACAAGAGUCAUAUAGGCAAAACACUAUAAAGUCUAUAGUCAAUCCAAAUGUCAAUUAUCUUUUCAUUAAUGUUUUGAAAUCCUUUGUUAAUAUCUCCCAUUAUUCCUGUUUGUGGUGGAUGCAUUGUCCUCGUAUUCAGUUCAGCACCGCGGAUUGCGCGGGAGGAUACUACAAUAAUUUGUACAGAGAGCGGGUGGUCUCAUAGAAAAGGGAAGAAGGCUUGUUUUAUUGAAUACGUGAACAAUGCUAUUGCUAACAGGGUAAUGAGGAAUAUUAUCAGAGAUUUUAAAACGUGAAUAAAACGAUAAUCGCAUGGCAUCAGAACGAACUCUUUUAUAAUUUUAGGGUUAGGGUCAGAUUUCCCCUAGAUAGUUGAUUAUCAUCUAUUUGUGCACUUUUGACAAGUGAUGCUAUUCAUCUAUUUAUCCCAGAGACUGUGCUUUAAGCCUAAUUUUUAUGUAUUAUAAAAUACAUCGAUUCAAUUUUAGCUAAAGUGUAAGAAAAUUUGCAUGUUAUUAAUUUUCAAGUGGACGAACGUUUCGUCCAUAUAAAUCCUGAUGAUGAGCGCUUAUAGUCCGAAGGUCCAAAAUUUUAAAUAAAGUUUUUUUUCUGUCAAUUUUCACAUUGACCCAGCAAAAAAUUUCGUACAUAUUAAACAAACACCUAAAUACAAUAGAAGGGCAGGGAAUCGUAACAUGGCAUUUGAAAAGGUAAAUUUCCUUAACUUUUUGAAGGCUUUCAUAAAAGCAUUUCAAGCCCAAAAAGAUGAAAAUUGGUACGUUUUUUCAAAAUUGUACUGUAUAUAUAUUUUGUAUUUCACCAGAGGUGUAGAGCUACAAAAUUUUCCAACAUAACUAUGACCAUUAACAAAUGUUUUAUGUGGCAUUGUGACCGACUAAGUAAGGAAUGACUCUUGCGUGUGUAUACCAAAGGCUUUUCCGCGCUCGCGGAAGAAAAACACGCAAAGGCGGGAAAAUAUGGUGUUUCUUCAUCGUGGAAUAACCUCCGGCACCUGCAGUAAGGAAUGUGUAAUAUGUAAACGGUACAUUUGUCGACGUAGCCAAUUGUUUCUGUAUUUCCUGUUAUACAGGUCUCUUCCAAUCAUGAAAUGCGUUGUCUUAGAUCUGCGAUUAUUAGCCUUACAAGUAAGUUACAAUUACAUGUAUAUUUAACAUUAAGGGGCCGGUUGUAUAAAAAGGUAGUUAAGGUGAUUCAUCAGUUUUGCAUUGCGCACUUUUACUACGCAUAUUUAAUAACAAAUUCUAGCUAAUAUUUUGCUAAUAUAUGUAGUCGAACUGCAAUGUAAAGUGAUAAAGAAAGAGUAAGGGCAAAGAGAAAAACACUCUGCAUUGAUUAAGCGUGCUUCAGGAAAUAUACCUUCAAAAAUGACAGAACUCUGGCUAGUGCUCCCUGUGUAAUUAACACGAACACAUCAUGUUUCCGUGACCCUACUUUUUAUUUUAUAUUUUUGUUCUUCUAUACGUUUUACGUGUCAUGUCAGAAAAUAAGAGACAAGUCAUUUCUACAACUUAUAAUAUUUUACAUUUUUCGCGCAUACAUCGCAAAAUAACAUGUCUGAGAAAACGGGAAAGGACAUGGCACCACGACAAUGCACGUCGAUGGAUUUUGAUUCGCUAGAAUACCAUGUUUUCUUGUAGCUAUAUAAUCAUUAGAUAGACUUUUUUAGUAGGAUCCUUCCUAAAAAAUUCAAUAUGUAACAUGGCGCCAUCUUGACCCUUUUAUGAGUCACCGAACUCGUUUCAAAGAUAUGACAGGUGCAAUAUGCCAAUAUUGCACCUGUCAUAUCUUUGAAACGAGUUCGGUGACCCCAACCUUUUUUUCUGUUUUUACUAUGAGUAUAUCAUAAACUUCACCCCUGGGAAGUUUCAGUCAAAAUUCUCAUUUCCAGAACAAUUACUGAUGAAUCACCUUAAAGUUAACUACAUGCAGUCAGUGCGAAAAUUCACCAAUCAUAAUUGCGUAUUUUGAGUUAACUACUAUUUAACUACAAAAUAGUUAAGUACAGUAGUUAAGAGUUAAAGUAGUUAAAAAAUUUUAUCCACGCAUUUAUUCUUAGUAUUCUUCGAGGUCUGAACUAAAAAUAAUAUUCGCUGAUGAUACGGCUUAUGUCGGCUUUGCAAUGCUAGACAUGAUUGACUGAUUACAGUCAAAUUACAAUAACCUUUCCGCUUCUGUACUGUAAUCUGUUGGAAUUUUCUGUAAAUUCGGUUCUGUUUUUCUGUAGCGGUUACCAAAUAUGAGAAAAUAUGGCGACAAAAUUUACUUUCCUUUGUUUUUAUAUGAUAAUUUGUAGCAAAUUCAGAUUCACUGCAUUUUAACACAUGAAAGGUGCGAAAUUGUAUCACGCGGUAUUUGUCUAUAUAGAAAUCGGUAACUGUUACAGUAAUACAGAACCGAAAUUAGAGAAAAUGUCAACAGACUGCGGAAGUGGAAAGGUUCUUGUAUUUUGACUGUAAAAAUAACCCAUGCAGGAAGCUAUUAUUUGUAAGCUAUUGCUUGCAAAGUAAUAAACAACAUAUCGAGCAACACUUUCGUCACGUAUAUGGUUGUGCUAAUAACGUCAGCAUUUUUGAAAACCUUUUCGCCCUUCCACACUAAUCCGAAGCGCCUCCAUUUCCAAAGUCUUCACUUUCAAAGCCAUUGCCGAAGAGCUCCGUUUUCAUGAAUGAAUUAGGUAUAACCGUUUUUCAUCUCAGCAGCAUGAAAUUCAUAUGUUAUUGUUCAUAUACAGCCUCAUAUCUACAGUAUUCCCGUAAACUGUCCAAGUAGCAAACUUACUAUUUACGCUAUUGUUGAUCUAGGCAGACGAACAGCUAUCAAAAUCAGGGCAAAGAAAGGCAGGGGAGUCACUAGAACGUGCCGCAGAAGUUAUGAUGGGAUGUUUUAGAGUCUGUGCUGCAGACAGGUAUAAUUAUGCAGACAAGCCGAUAAAAUCUUAUCCACACAUAUAAAAGUCUAGUUUCUGAUUAUCUUGAGGACAUUCUUAUUUAUUGAAAUAAAGUCGUAAUCCUAUCAAAGCCUGUAUUUGUAUGGGGCUGUUAACCAGGGCCGCCGAGAGCUUGGCGGGGGCCUGGGGCAAAUUUUUUUUAGGGUCCCCUUUUUAAAAAUUGACAACAAAAACUUUCUCCCCCUCCACCCCCCCCCGUCGACAACUUUUUAGGGAAAAAAAUUUUCCGGGCGAGUACGUUGUAAUUACUUUCCAGCGACUUUACCUCAAUUUUUCAUACAAAAUUUCGGUACUUUGCCCCAAAAAAACACAAAUAUCUUGCCCUUUGCGCGGAAUGUUUCAACCAAAAAAAUUACUGGGGCCCAACAAAAAAAUUCUAGCCCACUAUUUUGCAUCGGUGACCAUGACUUGGUUACAACACCUACAAUGAAAUGGAAAGCUCGAACCAUGCGGGCCUAACUAUAUACUCUCUCAAUUAUGUCUAUAAUUAAUUACUUUAGUCGUGCGGCAAAAGAGGUUUCGAAGAAAUGGGGAAUGCUCGCGUUGGUUAACCAUCUUUUUAAGAUUUAUUUCAAGGUACGUUUCUGAGGAAUAGUAUUAAUGUAAAACCCACAUCACGGAACGGCUAGGAGAGAAUCUAGCACAAAAACAGCAUAGAAGAAUAUCUUGCACACGUUUUGCUGAGGGUAAUCUAUAUGGAAAAUGUCAUUUGUAUAAUUAAAAAAUUUGAAAAAUUAGAUAGGUUCGGAUUUGACUUCAAUGCACUACCACUAACGCCCCGCCCCGUUUGAUGGUGGCGUGUAUAUUGUUACCACGGAUUUUAAAGAAGGACGACGUUGCUCGAUAUAUUAGAGAAAUGUGAUACCACGGAUUUUAAAGAAGGACGACGUUGCUCAAUAUAUUAGAGAAAUGUGAAUUAGCUUAAUACAAGUAAAUGUUUUCGUGUAUUUUCAUGACUUUGACAAGGUCCACUAACCCACUAAUUUCGUAUUCCAUGUGAAAUUAGCGGGCUUCGCUAAUCAAUUUUAGCAUCUCGAUUACACAAGAUGCCAUUCAGAUUUUUACCAAAAAAUUACUGAAUUUUUAAAAUCUCUAAAAAUGUUACCAAAAUUUUACUAAACUUUUCCCAAAAUUGACGAAAUUUUAUCAAAUCUGAUCACACUUGUCUUAGUACGCAUUGGAUUGGUUAAUCGGGUAGAUUUAACGCAUCUGAUUGGUUAAUGGUAGCGGUAGUGGAAGUCAAAAGCUGAGCCUCCCUAAUCGCUGGCCACAGAACAAAGAUCAUGUCUGUUGUUACCUAAACGCCCAUCCCUUAAAAGUUCAAUGGUUUUUCAGAGGGGGGAGGGAGGCACUGGGGGCAAUUUGUCCCGGGCCCCCCGUUUAAAGGGGGCCCCCAAAUUUGCAAAAUUAAAAAAAAAAUUUCGAACGUUUUUUUAUAUAAAUAAUGGUAUGAGAAACUGAAAUUUUCUAAACCAAAAUUUUACAUAAAUUGAUAAAAAAAAGGGUUUUACCCAUGUUGUGACAGGAAUUUGUCCGGAAAAAAUUUUUUUGAACGUGUUUUAGUCAUGUUCGACCAAAAAAAUUUUUUGACCCUUAUUUUUAAUGUCCGGAAAAAUUUUUCUCCCCCUCCCCUCCCCCCCCCGCUCGCCAACAUUUUCGGGAAAAAUAGGGCCCCCCGAAACAAAAAUUUGCCCCGGGCCCCCGAAUUUCUCUGAUAGGCCCUGGUUGCCCCGAACUGAAGACAUUGUUCCUUCAUGGUGUUGUAAAAUAUAUUUUAGACAAACCGAAUUCAUCUUUGCAAGCCAUUAAUACGAGCUAUCGACAGUUUGGCAAUAAAAGAUCACUUCGAAAUAUCAAAUCAAGUUACAUACAGGUAAAUGUCAUGUGUGGAACUAAAAUUUUAAAUAGAUUUUCGCUGUCCAGCUUUAUUCAUUAAAGGAAUCAAUUUUGGCAUCAUAUACAUUGAAGUUGGUCUCGAAAAAGACCAUCCUUAAAACGCAAUAGUAUGACAAAAGGCCUUGUCACACUAUUAUGAGAGAAACGUAUGGGAAGCGUAUGAAAAUUAAUGUUCAUGCGCACAAAAAUUCCUUGAAAUGCCAGCGUAUGAGUACCGUACAUCUGGCGUACCUCUAGCGUAUUCAGCUUGUGCCUAGAGUAUGCUUAUCGUAUAAACCAUACGUCCGAAUACGCACAAAAUUUUUAAGCACGCUUAAGAAAAUGUUUCUGUCUCGCCGGGCCUCGCCGUAUGCUAUACCGUUUGCGACUGUGCUUGAAACGUAUACAACCUAUGCCUAACGUAGCCCUAGCGUAUGUCGGCGUAUACCAACGUAUGAGUGAUACUUUCCAUACGCUGGUAUACGCUAGUACGAUAUGCAAUAGUGUGACAGGGCCUUUAACAAGGAACUGAGACCAAUAUCACUGACGUCUACAGUACCUUAUCUAAAAUCGCGGAAGGGGUUGUAAUCGAUCACGAACUGAAGCCUAAGAUAUUACCGAAAAUAGACUCCAAUCAACUUGGAUUUAUUCCAAAUUCAUGUACAACUCAUACAAUUAUCUCAAUGCUGCAUAGGCUAAGCUGGUUGGCCGCGACAGACGGGACAGGUUCUACAGUGAAAAUUGCCCUUCUAGAUUACAGGAAGGCUUUUGACAUGGUGGACCAUAACCUUCUUAUAGCAAAACAUGUUAGCUAUAUAUGGAAUUAGAUCAUCAGUCAUCAACUGGAUUAUCGACUUCUUACGUAUGUGUACCCAAAGAGUUAAAGUGAAUUAUGAAUGCCAUUCCAAUGUACUGCAAGUCCAGACUGGGGUACCCCAAGGGACCAAAUUGGCACCUUGCUUGUUUCUCGUUGUGAUUAACGAUUUGAGCGUUUCAGAAGAUUCAACAAAUAAGAUAUUGAAAUUCGCAGAUGAGUCCACUUUUUCGGAGGUUAUCCCCAGGACUGAAAAUGGUCAUUUACAAGAUACAGUUGAUCAUGUGGCUAAUUGGUCAAAUAAUAAUAAAUUUCAGUUAAACCCUGCAAAAUGCAAAGAACUUAGAAUAAAGUUUACUAAAGACACUUGCAGAGACGAUCCAAUCAAAGUAAAUGACCAGCACUUUGAAGUGGUAACAUCUGCGAAAAUCUUAGGAGUGACUAUUACUGAUGCCCUAAAGUGGAAAGCCCAUGUAGCAAAUAUUCUAUUGACAGCUUCAAAGCGAUUUUAUCUUCUGAAACAAUUAAAACGUGCGGACGUUGCCAAGUGGUUAGCGCACUUGCCUUUCACCUCUGAGGCUGCAGGUUCGAAUCUCACUAAGUACCUUCUCAGUGCGACUCGAACCCAGUCCCCAUGUGAAAAGAGUAAAAGUCAACGCUCUGCCGAACGCCGUGGGUUUUCCCCGGGUACUCCGGUUUCCUCCCACAGGGAAAAGUUGACAGGGUGGGUUAGGUAAAAAGGGCCCACAGUAAUUGGCAUAUGCUGUUGUGGUGACCCUGCCCUAGUUGGCGAAGCUAAUAAAAACAAAUAAUAUCUCCUUGACCAAAUUUUACUGCGCCUGUAUUAGAUCUGUCCUCGAAUAUGGAUGUCAGGCUUUCCACUCAAGCCUCCUUAGUUAUCUAUCAAAAGAAAUCGAACAAAUUCAGAAAAGAGCGCUAGAAAUAAUUUAUCCAUAUACAUGGAUUACGGAGAAGCGUUGAUGAUGGAGAACCUAGAAAGACUAAAGGGCCGUAGAGAGAGAGAGAGACAGUUAUGCGAAAAACUGUUUCGUGAAAUUGAAGAAAAUGAAGAUCAUAAAUUGCAUGUACUUUUACCAGAAACGAAUAAGGCUGUUCAUAAUUUCAGAACAAUUAGGAAAUAUAACCUCCCAAAGAUUAGAACUAAUAGAUUUAAGGAUUUUUUAUUCUUGAGCUUAAUUUUUAUAUGAAGUGUCCAUUUUUAUUAUUUCUACAGGGUGUAUCGAAAAAAACUGAACAGAUUUGAAAUUGCUCUCAAUUUCGCAAAACACCGAUUUGUAUCCGGGUUUUUAUAGAUAUGGCUUCUUCGGGUACUUAGAAUGUAGAAUAAUGAAAAAAAAUUCUUGAACUCAAAUAUUGUGAACCAGGGGGGUGUGUCUUUUCCAACAAAAUAAAAAUGGCUUGCGCACAAAAUUUAAAAGCUGUAAUCAUAUUUUGAGUUAAUAGAUGGAAAAUUUGUCGGGUUUUUCAUUACUGUACAAAAUUUCAGACAAUUUGGUUUAGUUUAAGCCGUUUAACUAUUCACGCAAAGUUACAUUUUUCCUAAAAAUCAGCUAUUUGCAUGCUUAAUUAAUGCAUUUCCUAAUUUGCAUAUGUUAGCAAUAUGCAAAUUAGGUAAAUGCUUAAUUAAGCAUGCGAAAGGCUGAUUUUUUAGAAUAAAAUGAAUAGUUAAACGGCUUAAACUAAACCAAAUUGUCUGAAAUUUUGUACAGUAAUUAAAAACCAAACAAAGUUUCCAUCUAUUAACUCGAAAUAUGAUUAAAGCUUUUAAAUUUUGUGCGCGAGUCAUUUGUAGUUUGUUGGAAAAGACACCCCCCCCCCCUGGUUCACCAAAUUUGAGUUUGAGAAUUUUUUUUCAUUAUUCUACAUUAUAAGUACCCAAAGAAGCUAUAUAUAUAAAAAACUGGAUACAAAUAGGUGUUUUGCGAAAUUGAGAGCGAUUUCAAAUCUGUUCAGUUUUUUUUGAUACACUGCACCCUGUAUAUAUCCAAUCAAUUGUAAUUCAGUAUUUUCACUUUGAUAUAUCAUUUAACCUUUCAGAUGGGAAGGUGCAUGACGUUUCAGGGGAGGCGCAAAAAAUCUCCAGAGAGGUGCAAAUAAUCUCAGGGGAAGUGCAAAACGAUCGUGGGGAGGUACGCACCUCCCGAUACCUCCCCUCAAAAUCCGGCCAUGCUAUAUAUAAGUUCUUUUAAUUAAAUGUGUUUUAGGUACUAUGUUGGAAGAAAGGCAAUGUUUGACAACGAUCUAAAACUUGGUAAUACAUAGUUGCUUUAUAAUUUUCCACCCAAAUUAUGUACCUUGCAAUGUAGUACAGCUACGUACAGUAUACCAGUUUUUUCAAUCUUGUUGCAAACUGCAUUAAACAACCAAUCAUUGACAAAUAGAUAUUGAAACGAUGCAAUAAAAGAACAUCAAACACUAAAUCUGGAGCAUGCAUACAAACGAUAUCACCUCCCCCAACCAAUCGUGAUGUAGUUCUGCUAAGCUGCUCAAUCGUAGUCAUUGCUUUCAUUAGAGACCUUACGAUUUAACGGCAACGCGACGGCAACGGCUACCAAUACAAUAAAUCAUUGAAAAGAAUUGAAUAAUUACAAUAUAUGAAUAAUUUAGACAUUUUCCUCGCUCUGUUUACAACGCCAAAUCACAGAUUUUCACGUCUUGAUACAACGGCUGCAUUUCAAGCCGCAACAAUUACUGCAACUUCAAACUGGGUUCAGUAGAACUCUUCCCAGACAUAAAACCCAUGUCUUCAACUUCUAAGACUGUAUUAAAUUCAUACGAUUGAUAAUAUACGACGAAUUAUCUUUACUACCAUUUAUUUGAAGGAGUUUGUUUUGGCCAUCUUCGUCCUAAAAUCGUAUAAGGUCUCUAAUAGAGAGCUCAAGCAAGCGACGUUUUAGGUUCACGAACGCCAACCAGAAGUCUAUCGAGCUUCAGCUGUUAAGUAAACGGAAAUUACAGCAAGGUGCAGUCCUCGAUACUGAAUUUAACAUUUUGAUAUUUAGCCGAAGAGUAUUUGGACUUUGCUUUCCAUCAUUGUCAUAGAAGCAGUAUGAAAAAUAAGCGGUAUGGUUUUGGCAUGUGUAACAGCUCUCUUGUGAUAUUUUGAAUGUAAAGGCCUUAGAGAAAUAAGUAGUUGUGAUAUCUUUUUCAGAUUGGUGUUAAUUUACCUUGUUCCAGUUAAAAUGCUUGCGGUAAGUUUGCUUUUCUAAACUUGUGCCUAAACAAACUUACCCUGGCACAGAACAUAUAUAAUUAUGCGACAUGAUUGUUGAAAAAUGCUGUUCUGUCGUCAUAUGAAAGUUUUGUUUAUUAAUUAAGCGAGAUCGCCUGGCAAUUUGUAAGUUUGUCGAGAAAAAUGUCAAUUAAGGUUUUUAAUGAUCACCUAUUGUUGUUUAAUGUAUUUAUUCGUGCUUCUAGGGUCGACUACCUCCAGAUGAAAUUCUUGAGAAAUACGACUUGAAGCAAUACAGUGACAUUGUUCGAGCUGUUAGGUUGUAGAACAGUUUAUUAAUUUCUUACUUUAAGGGAGGGGAGGGGGCGUUUAUUGGAUGAGGGACGUCUAUUACUGAGGGGUGUUUAUUCUUAUAUACGGCAAAUUUAAGCUUGUCAAACAACACUUUCUGACAAUUUGCAGAGUCAAUGCUGCGCAGAGUCAGCUUUCAUAGCUCUUACAUGACAUUGCAUUAAAUAUAAUAAACGGCCAUGUAGGUAUUUGUUUAUAUACAACUUUCCUCUUACAUAGCAACCGACUUUCGUUUCUACCUACUAGCAUUGCCUUCCUCCGUACUACCUGUACAGUGUGAACAACUAUGCACCAUCCUACUCUGACUCAUACCCAUGCACGCAGUCAAAUAUAUCUGUUUUACAUUAUAGAACUGGUAAUCUGCUGUUGCUAAACAGUACACUAGAAAAACACGAGGUUCGUGCAAUUCGAUUUCGCUUUUUUAUUAUACAAUUUUUUUUUAUUAUCUGGCGGACAUGAAUUAUAUACCUAUAUAUUUGUUCAGUUCUUAAGGCCUGAUUCCACGGACGCUUUCUUCGGCGAAAUGCGACAAAUUUCGCGCGAAAUGAAUUAGGUGCACGCGCAGUAAAGAUAAUUUAGGCUUCGCGAGAAAAAAAUUCGCUUCACCAGUGAGUAGAAGUCAGUUCUACUCACUGCGAAAGCGGAAAAAGUGGGACAAUUCAAUAGAAUCGCUCAUGUGCAAGGCCUUUAAAGGGACUCCUGGCCAAAUUUAAGAGGGGCAAAUUUCCUGGAACACCUCUUCUUUCCCCGCCUCGUAGUUAUUAUGUAUUAAAAUGAACUCGUGAUUACAAAAUAUGCAAUAAUGACUUCAUUGAUGCAAUAUGAAAAUAAAUUAUUGCACGAUAUGACGUCAUUGACGCACUGUUGCAAUAUGAAAAGUGAGGUAUAAGACUGCGAUGAACAUGGUGGACAUUUGCUUGAGGCAAUCUCUCCCCAGAUUUCUUAGUCCAGCGCGGCAAGCAUUGUGGGCGCAGUCCAAUGGGUGGCGUCUCUAAUAAUUCUAAUAAAGUCAAUAUUAAGCAAUUCAUAGUGUCGACCAAUCUCGUACCCAGAGCCAUCUCAACGAUGGAGCCAUCUCAACGAUGGAGCCAUCUCAACGAUGGAGCCAUCUCAACGAUGGAGCCAUCUCAACGAUGGAGCCAUCUCAACGAUGGAGCCAUCUCAACGAUGGAGCCAUCUCAACGAUGGCUCUGGGUACGAGAUUGAGUGUCGACUGCAUGCGUAUCCAAAUGACGCAUUAUGUCGGGAUAAAAUUGCAGUUGCAACUUCAUGCUAAACGAUGUGAUUAUUUUUUAGGCGUUUUUCAUAACAUAUGGAGUGUUUUUAAUAUUGGAGAAAUUAAAACUUAUCACAUAUAGAAACCUUUUUAAAAAAGUGUAAGUAUUUUGCAAGCUAAAAUAAUUGAUCUAUUAACCAUGCAAUCGCGAUAUGGACGUUGGUUUCAAGACAAUGAUACGAUGCUGCCUCGCAGUUCGUGAGCCAUCUUGAACAGCGAGGCAAACCGACAAAUACAAUGGUAAAAACAUUGCCCUGUUCCCAGUUGGAAUACUUGUCCCUCGGGUAAUGGUAAUGUUGCUUUAUGUUUGCCCAUAUCGUUUCCCCCACUUGAUAAGAUGGUGCCGCGCGAACCCCGCGAAAAGGCAUAUUUCAUUCGCGUUUUGUUCAUGAACUAAUAAAAUUGAGAAUUGUCUUCUCUCUAGAUAUAUUUUACUGAAGACACAUCAGAUUCCACUGCCGGCGUUUGUUUCAGCACUGCACUUUUUACAGGUAUAUGCCUACACGCAAGUAACAUAGACUAAGAGUAUACUUCAAUGAUGGAUUCUUGCACUUCACUUGGUGGAAUUAAUGUUAGAAUGUUAGGGUUUGUAAUCCAAGUGAGAAUAUAUACAUUUUAAGACCUAACCAGGAACGACUGCGAAAAAUGCAGCACAAGGUCCUCUGGUAGGAAUUGAACCUACGGCCCUGCGAUUCCGGUGCAGCGCUCUAACCAACUGAGCUACAGAGGCCAGCUGUUAAGCUGUAACCUUAAGUUCAUGUAUAUAUAGGUAAUCGGGUGUGCGGGUUGUGAUAAGGUGGACUUCAAUGAUGGAUUCUUGCACUUCACUUGGUGGAAUUAAUGUUAGAAUGUUAGGGUUUGUAAUCCAAGUGAGAAUAUAUACAUUUUAAGACCUUGUGCUUUUAAUAUAUACAUUUUAGGACCUUGUGCUGCAUUUUUCGCAGUCGUUCCUGGUUAGGUCUUAAAAUGUAUAUAUUCUCACUUGGAUUACAAACCCUAAGAGUAUACUGCAUUUUUUUCAUCAUGUUAUCGUCAAUGAUGCUUUAACAUCACGUGCAGUUUUCCACAAAAUAAAUAGAUUAUUCUUAUGCCGUACAAAGUAUUAUUAUUUCUCAUCAUUACAAAAUGCUAUUCCUGAGAUCCUAGCAGUAUGUUUUGCAAAAUAUUUCAAAUUGCACGCCGAGCACUGAAGCUAACUGCGAGGUCCAGCCCGAAUUUAAGAUGUUGAAUUGAAAUGAUAUCCCAGUAUCCGAAAUCAUUUCCAGAAAUUUAGUGAAUUAAUGAAUUGAAUAAGUUUGAUUCAGUCCAAUAGAACUUGGAUCAAAUAUAUUUCACCAGGUAAAGCAAUCCGGUUGGUUAAAUUCCUCAUGAAUUAUUAAUAACUAUGAGAUGCUGCCGGGUUUCCAUGUAUCCUACAUUGAAGCGCAUAUAUACUGGCACAAUAUGAAAACAAAUUGGUUAAAUAAACCAUAAAUUAGCCUUUUCACGAAGGCUAGACUUGGUUCAAGUCCGUCUCUCAAGGGGUUGAAAAUAGCGAUGCACGCGAGCGGUCAAAAAGGAUUUGAAGUCUUGAACCAAGUCUACACGAAGGCAAAUAUCCGUCAUUUUGGGGUACUGUCUUCCCUCGUGAAAUGAUCUAGUCAAUUAAAACAAUGUAAAAAGUGAUUUUUAAUGUUGUAACUGUACAUUUACCAUUAUACAUACAACUACAGUUAUAAGAAGACACAUUUCGCGGUGCUAAAAAAAUGGCGGGUAAACCGAGCGUGCAUGGGAUUCAAAAUAUGAUUCAGAUUCAAAAUACUGAAAGUAUGAGAUCUCAUGCAAGAAUUUUUGUAUGUUCAGAUUGAUGACAUGGAUGUGAUUGAAGUCCAGUGCAUUGUUGCCAAUCUGAUAUUCGAGGUAGGGUAAUUGUCGAAAGAGUGUCGUUUACUCACUGCAAUUUGUCAGACCGAUUUCUGGUUUUCUUAGACCUUAAAGGUUACAAAACCUACCAUCAGAUGUAGUGAGAAUAACGCGUCUGAAGUUUAGAACCUUUAACUAGUUAUUGGUGUGAUAAUUUUGUUAUUGUGUGAGACGAGAGAAAAAAGUAUUCCCGGAUGAAACAUCAAACGUGCUCGGAAAGAGGAGAAUUUAGUGGCACUGGUGCAUGUUUACGGCAGACAUUCGAACAACAUGCACCUGUAUGUCUAAAAUUAUACUGGCUCAGCUGCUUGUCAAAAGGAUCCUAGCCUUCCUGUUCUACUCCACUAAACACCGCAGGUUCUCUCCAGGUACAGUAAUCCAAUCUGGAUCUCUAUGACUCUAUAUAUAGUAUAGUGUACCUGAACAUAAGAAAAACACAUGUAUAAAGAGAUCUUAUCAACAAUAAAUUUCUUUCUUUUAUUUUAUCACAGGGUUAUAUCAAAGGAUAUAUUUCUCAUCAACACCAAAAGCUGGUUGUGAGCAAACAAAAUCCUUUCCCAUCAUUAACUUCGUUUCUCUAGCGAGGCCUGAAAAGGAACAUUUUUACGAGGUGUUGACACAGAGUGGGUUUAAAACUGGAUGAUUUCCUUCUGAUGCAGAAUACUUCCUGGUUUGUGAAGAGAAACUUGUAAAGAGGAAAUUUGUCAAGAAACUUGGGACGAAAAGAAAAUGAAAUGAAGGAUCAAGACUUAAAACGAUGCAGUGUUUUGUUUGUGCUUCAACAAGGGAGAGAAAGUUCCCCUUUCUCAAUGGAGAACUUUUCAUCAUCAUUAUCUAAUAGAUUGUCUCAGAAAUUACUUAGCACGUGGGGACUGUAGUAUUUACGUCUACACAGGACAUUCAUAUUUGCACAUUACUACUGGGGUGUGAAACUCACAUGGUGAGAAUGACGACACCUCAAGGCCCAUUUCAACGCACCCUUGUUACCCAAUACCAUCCUACGUUGUUAAAAUAAUGUUCUAUAAAUGUUCGCACGCCUUCAGUUGUACAUUCAUUUCACAGUUUAUAGGAAUAACUAUACGCUCAUAAUAUCUAUAGAGUUGGCUUUUCAAGCUGCUGCAUAGUGAAUCUAUAUAUAUUUUUGGAAGAAUUUUUCAAAAUAUUUUCUAGUGGU
Molecule: messenger RNA, 15120 nt
Organism: Paramuricea clavata
Lineage: Eukaryota; Metazoa; Cnidaria; Anthozoa; Malacalcyonacea; Plexauridae
Source: the annotation of a GenBank genome assembly